GCAAACAUACACGUACUAGCAUGUAUGUAAAUUACAAAUAUGUUUAUUAAUAACUUUGAAACUUCAGUUUUUUAGUUAUGAUAAUUAUCGUAUUAGAAAAUAGUACCACAAAACAAUAAAGACUUAUACUCGUUAUCACAACGGGAAUCACCCAUAUUUUAACUGCAAUACACUCUAAUAAAAACUCACUAUCGCAUCAUAAUGUUAUCAUCUCAGUAGAUUUACGCUUGAAGGUUCAUCGUGUCAAGUUCCACAGAAACACAUCACACUCUAAGAGAUUAACAACUCAACAAUGAAGGAUUUACUGCUACUCGCAGUUGUAUUGCUGAUAUGUACGGUAACGUCACAAAAAUCGCUAAAAACUAUAACCGACGUGAGGAAUUGCCAUUGCAACAAGGAAUUUGAACCUCUAGGUGAUCCUGAAAAUGGAUACCAAUGCAAAGGAAAAACCCUGAAGAUUAUCGUGCCGUGCAACUUGAUACUCAGACCGAAAUGCGCCUGCACUGAUGCAACUGGUAUACUGACGGACCAUGAGGGCACUUGGUGCACUAGAUAUUCGGGUGGCAGGGAAAUUAAAAGAUGGACAUGCGAGAAUGGAGGCGACUGGGAGAAUUUCUACGCCCAACAUCCAACUGGAGUACCAAAACGUUCGUGCUGUGGUCGAGUGUCAAGUCAAAGCGAGUACCUAGUUAAAAUGAUCAAGUUCAGCCUUUUCGUGUUCUUGCCAAUAGCGCUGAUAUUAGCUGAAGACUUGUCUGAUUGCAAAUGUAAGGAUGGUUACUCCGCUCAUAAAGAUACCUACGGUAAUAUGUAUUGUCGUGGAAACGUUGUGAAAUCAGGAAAAUCCAUCUUGCCUUGUAACAUUAUCUUUAAACCAGAUUGUGUCUGCAGCAAUGAAGCCACCAGUGUUGUGCAGGAUUCUUCAGGAACUUGGUGUGGAAGAUUCAUCGAUAGCAAGGAAUAUCGUCGUUGGGAAUGCGAAAAUAAGGAAGACUGGGAAGCUUUCUAUCAAAAACAUCCCGAAGAGAAACCGAAAUCUUAGAAUAUACACAACAUUGUUUUAUUAUUAAUAACCUAAUUUGUUUUAUUUGAAAU
Messenger RNA from Phyllotreta striolata, 1095 nucleotides. NCBI's taxonomy places the organism in Eukaryota, Metazoa, Arthropoda, Insecta, Coleoptera, Chrysomelidae. The record is from the annotation of a GenBank genome assembly.